CAGAUAAGAGGAAGCGCAAAAAACUAUUUUGGUCCAAAUCGGCAAUAUUUUUAUAUUUAAAAUGAAUUGGGGACAAAAGACAACCUGCAGCCGACGGGCCUAACUUCCGGACGGUUAUCGCCAGUAUAUGGCUUGCUCCGAAAACUAGAAAACCGACGUCCUUAUGCUCUAUGCAACAAUAAAUGUAAGCUGCCGCAUACGAAAACAAACAAUUGAAGACGUUUUCAUGAGUAUAACCGAUUUUUAUGUGUAUUUCCUUCUCAGUGCACAAAAACGAAAUUAAAGUAGCAUCUCGGAUAUUUUCGCAACAAUUGUAUAAGCCAUACAAAUAUGAACGCUGCUGGAGGAGGUAGUGGCGCCCAGGCGGCCGGAGUGGCGGCAGGCAACAGCAGUCUCAGCCACAAUGCGCUACUUUCCACGGCCUCAGGAGCCACCACUAUGCCUAUGGCCCAACUGGCGGACGGUUGGUUGGAGCUGGAGUCCGACCCAGGUCUCUUCACACUGCUUCUCAAGGAUUUUGGCUGUCACGAUGUACAGGUGGAGGAGGUGUACGACCUACAGAAACCCAUCGAGAGUCCAUAUGGCUUCAUAUUUCUCUUCCGCUGGAUCGAAGAGCGACGUGCCAGACGCAAAAUUGUGGAGACAACUGCUGAGAUAUUCGUCAAGGAUGAGGAGGCCAUUUCCAGCAUUUUCUUCGCCCAGCAGGUAGUCCCCAAUAGCUGUGCCACACACGCCUUGCUUUCGGUGCUCCUGAACUGCAACGAGAACAAUCUUCAGUUGGGCGACACCUUGAGUCGAUUAAAAACCCACACCAAAGGCAUGAGUCCGGAGAAUAAGGGGCUGGCUAUUGGCAACACUCCGGAGCUGGCUUGCGCGCACAACUCCCAUGCAAUGCCGCAGGCUCGGCGCCGACUGGAAAGGACAGGAGCUGGCGUCUCAAGCUGUCGCUUCACCGGUGAGGCGUUUCACUUCGUUAGCUUUGUGCCUAUCAAUGGACAACUAUUUGAGUUGGAUGGCUUGAAACCGUACCCCAUGAAUCACGGCGGCUGGGAGGAUAGCGAGGAUUGGACAGAUAAGUUCCGACGCGUGAUGGCUGAGCGACUGGGAAUAGCGACCGGCGAACAGGACAUACGCUUCAAUCUCAUGGCCGUAGUGCCAGACAGGCGGAUCGCCAUAACACAUAAACUUAAGAUGCUGCGCACAAACCAAGCAAUCGUGUCCGGGACACUGCAGAAACUUCUAAAGGCAGACGAGCAGGGCGAAUCGGGGAACGGAGACUCACAACGUCCGGAUACACCCACCACAUUAUUGGAGCCAAGCGCUUUCACUGCACGUGAUCUGCAAUCGCUUCUCAAGAACCUAGACACGGAAAUAGCCAUCAAUGAGCAGCACCUGGCCGACGAAAACGAUCGGAGGCACAUGUUUAAGGUGGACGCCAGUCGACGCACCCACAACUACGAUAAGUUCAUCUGCACGUUCCUCUCUAUGCUGGCCCACCAGGGCGUCCUGGGCGAGCUGGUCAGCCAGCAUUUGCUUCCAUCGAAGAAAGUCAGUGGCCAGGGUGCAGCCAAUCGGAUCAGCAAGCAGAGCAACACUGCAAGUGCGGGCGGAAGCACCACAGGAGCCAGUGCUUCCACGCCCAAGACUCAGCAACAGCAGGCUGCGGCCGCUAAGAAUGGCAAGUCGCCAAGCAAAACGCCAGGCAGGAGGCGGAAGGGACGCAACAAGUGCAGAAAACGGAAGUAGGCGUACAGCAUGUACAUGUUUUUAAGAAUACAGUUUGCAUUUUUAAGACCAUUCAUUCCAGUAUUGUUUUUCUACAAUUUCCCCCACCAAGAAGCACCAUUUACCCAUAAGAUCGGAUAAGUUUAGUUUUAGUGACAUUCACAAAUGCGUUUCUUUUAAAUACGAAAUCAACUUGGCAGCUUCAUUUUUAUUUGAUCGCACUUCGACCUUUUUAAUAAUAAAAAACCAUUUUGUUCGUA
Messenger RNA from Drosophila mauritiana, 1985 nucleotides. RefSeq names its product ubiquitin carboxyl-terminal hydrolase calypso (gene calypso). The coding region runs from base 331 to 1746 and encodes 471 amino acids. The transcript is spliced from 3 exons. Gene Ontology annotation, molecular function: cysteine-type deubiquitinase activity. Gene Ontology annotation, cellular component: cytoplasm. Gene Ontology annotation, biological process: ubiquitin-dependent protein catabolic process; protein deubiquitination. NCBI's taxonomy places the organism in Eukaryota, Metazoa, Arthropoda, Insecta, Diptera, Drosophilidae. The record is from RefSeq and is a predicted model, not a curated record.